AUGGUGCUCGAUUCGUUGAUUUCUGGUCCUGCUUCAGAAGCUAUUUCUCAAAUUAUAGAUACGGUUUCUGAGUUUGUGUAUUCUGUUGACAAUGUUCUUGUGAAGAAGGAUAGUUUUAAGGAACUUGCAGAUUACUUGCAGAGAAUUGAACCUAUUUUGAAGCAGUUAAGGAAGGGAAAGGUUAGUGAUUCUGAGACAUUCAACCAUGCCAUUGAGAUUCUGAAUCGCGAAAUCAAAGAUGCGAAGAAACUGGUUCAAGAAUGUAGCAAGAAGAGCAAGGUGUAUCUUCUGGUGAACUGUAGAACCGUUGUUAAGCGCUUAAAACAUAAUUCGGGUGAGAUCAGUAGGGCACUUGGUCUUCUUCCUUUGGCUACGUCGGGUCUUUCGGCUGGAAUAGUUGAAGAAAUUGAGAAAUUAUGUGAUAAUAUGCAGGAAGCUGAGUUUAAGGCAGCUGUAUCGGAAGAGGAGAUCUUAGAGAAAAUCGAGGCAGGGAUACAGGAAAAGAAUUUCGACCGUUCCUAUGCAAAUAAUUUGCUGCAUCUCAUUGCAGACGCUGUUGGGAUUACAAAAGAGCGGUCGGAAUUAAAAAAAGAGCUUGAAGAGUUUAAAAAUGAAAUUGAAAAUGAGAAAGAUCGUGCUGAAGCCAUUCAAAUGGAUCAAAUCAUUGCUUUGUUGGAAAGGUCUGAUGCAGCAUCAUCAACUCGGGAAAAGGAGCUCAAGUACUUUGCGAAACGUAAUUCUUUGGGCACUCAACCGUUGGAGCCUUUAAAUUCCUUUUAUUGCCAGAUUACAGGCGAUGUUAUGGUUGACCCCGUGGAAAUUUCAUCAGGGCAAACAUUUGAGAGAAGUGCAAUUGAGAAGUGGUUUGCGGAAGGACACAAAAAGUGUCCUCUGACUUUCAUUACUUUAGACACAUUGGUUUUGAGACCUAACAAAACCUUGAAACAAUCGAUAGAAGAAUGGAAAGAUAGAAAUACAAUGAUUACAAUUGCUUCACUGAAAGAGAAAAUCCAGUCUGGAGAUGAGGUUGGAGUAUUAAGUUGUUUGCAAACUCUUCAUGAUUUGUGCGAACAGAAAGACCAGCACAGAGAAUGGGUGGUACUGGAGAAUUAUAUACCCGUUCUUAUCCAAAUUCUUGCUGAAAAAAACCGAGAUAAAAGGAACCGUGUCCUUCGCAUACUUUGCAUGCUGGUGAAGGAUAAUGAAGAUGCCAAGGAAAGAAUUGCAAAUGUUGAUGAUGCAAUUGAGUCUAUUGUCCAUUCUCUUGGGCGUCGUUUGGCGGAAGGGAAGUUGGCAGUGGAAUUACUAUUGGAACUAUCCAAAUAUGAUUUUUUAAGAGAAUACAUUGGAAAAGUUCAAGGUUGCAUACUACUAUUGGUGACUAUGUCUAGCAGUGAGGACAAUCAAGCGGCCAGAGAUGCAACCGAGUUACUGGAGAAGCUUUCAUACUCUGAUCAGAAUGUUAUUCAGAUGGCAAAGGCAAAUUAUUUCAAGCAUUUAUUGCAGCGUCUCUCCACAGGAACAGAUGAUGUGAAGAUGGUUAUGGUCAAAAUGUUAGCAGAAAUGGAGUCAACAGACCACAAUAAGGAGGUCUUGUUUGACAACGGUAUUCUGGCUCCUCUUCUUCACUUAGUCUCACAUAACGAUGUUCAGAUGAAAUUAGUUGCUCUUAAAGCUCUUCAGAAUCUAUCCAGUUUAAAGAAAAAUGGACUCGAAAUGAUUCGACAAGGUGCAGCACGCCUAUUAUUUGGCAUUAUUUUCCAGCACAGCCUUCCUUCCUCGAUUUUGUGUGAACAUGUAGCUCCCAUAAUUAUGCACCUUGCUGAGUCUACCAUCUCUCAGGAUACACAGACACCGGUUUCAUUGUUAGAAUCCGAUGAAGAAGUUUUUAACCUUUUCUCCCUAGUUAGCUACAUUCAGCCUGAUGUGCGGCAAUAUAUUAUCCAGACUUUUUAUGCAUUGUGUCAGUCGCCUUCAGCUUCAUAUAUCAGGAACAAGCUAAAAGAGUGUCCAUCGGUUCUAGUAUUGGUCAAGUUGUUUGAGAAUGAAAGCCUAACUCUUCGAGCAAGUGCUGUGAAGCUGUUUUCUUGCCUGGUAGAAAGCGCUGAUGAAGCCACCAUACUGGAGCAUGCGAAUCAGAAGUGUAUUGAUACUUUACUCCAGAUCCUGAAAUCUCCAUCUGAUGAAGAGGAAAUUGUUUCUGCUAUGGGAAUAAUACGCUAUCUUCCAAGAAUUCAACAAAUCACUCAGUGGCUUUUGGAUGCCGGGGCGCUGCCAAUCAUUUGUAACUAUAUCCAACAAGGGAAGGACAAAGAUCUCCUAAAGAGUAAGCUGGUAGAGAAUUCUGUUGGUGCCUUAUGUCGUUUUACAGUUUCAACAAACUUGGAAUGGCAAAAGAGUGCAACCGAAAUUGGGAUUAUAACUGUUUUAGUACAGUUGCUUGAAAGUGGAUCUGCUCCAACAAAACAGCUAGCAGCACUGUCCCUAACUCAAUUUUCUAAAAGCUCAAACGAACUAAGCAUUCCAGUACCGAAGCGCAGGGGAUUUUGGUGCUUCUCAGCUCAAGCAGAAGCGGUAUGCUUAGUUCAUGGCGGUGUAUGCACUGUGGAGUCAUCAUUUUGCCUUUUGGAGGCUGAUGCAGUGGAACCACUAGCAAAGACUCUUAGAGAAUCUGAUCCUGGAGUCUGUGAGACUUCUUUAGACGCUCUUCUAACUUUAAUUGAAGGAGAAAAGCUACACAAUGGUAGUAAAGUGCUCGCCGAUAAACAUGUCAUACCGUUAAUAAUAAGAUUUCUCGGUUCUCCUUCCCCCGGAUUGCAAGAAAAGUCUCUGAAUGCCUUGGAAAGAAUUUUCCGGCUACAUGAGUUCAAACAGAAAUAUGGAGCUUCAGCUCAAAUGCCUCUGGUUGACUUAACUCAGCGGGGUAAUGGUAGCGUUAAAUCUUUGGCCGCUCGAAUAUUGGCACAUUUGAAUGUGCUACAUGAUCAAUCUUCAUAUUUCUAA
This is a messenger RNA of Lathyrus sativus (Indian pea), 3003 nucleotides long. NCBI's taxonomy places the organism in Eukaryota, Viridiplantae, Streptophyta, Magnoliopsida, Fabales, Fabaceae. The record is from the annotation of a GenBank genome assembly.